Molecule: messenger RNA, 3397 nt
Organism: Strongylocentrotus purpuratus (purple sea urchin)
Lineage: Eukaryota; Metazoa; Echinodermata; Echinoidea; Camarodonta; Strongylocentrotidae
Product: mid1-interacting protein 1A
Exons: 1
Coding region: 459-1037 (192 amino acids)
Biological process (GO): regulation of lipid biosynthetic process
Cellular component (GO): cytosol
Source: RefSeq, a predicted model, not a curated record
CAUUAUCUAUGCAGCUAGCCAGGGCCAAGGAGAUGUAUUUUGCUACAGACUUCAUGCAAAAAGUGCACAUGUAGUUUCGUUUUCUCUACUCGUUAACACUGCAUCGUUAGCACGACGUUAUCUUUAUUAUAUACCAGCUUAAGCUAAGUUAGUUAUCCGGAAGGUUGUUUUGCUGGUAAUCACAGUUGUACACAGAAAAACUGCAAUAUAUACCUCAGGAGUUCGAGCUGGAUAUAUCAUUUGCAAUCUUCAUCAAAUCCGAAGGAGGCUGAACAUGCUGAGCUAUCGACUAGACUGUCCUGACAUCAUUUAUCUUUUCAGCUUUGGUCUAUUGAAUUAUCCAGAAUCUAGCCCAACUAAGACGAGCAUUGACAUCUGAGGAAUUAUCAACUGGAGAACCUUUUUUGUGUGGAACUUCUCAAUUCCUAUUGCAUUCCAGCUAUACCCCGUCGCGUCUGAUGAGUGAUUUUGAAUUUACAACACUCUGCCACAGUAUGAUGAUGGAGCUUCAGCAACGAGACAACGAGAAGGCACCGCCUUCGCAGUCUAUUCUCGGCAUCAUGAAAAACUUUAUCGACUCCGUCAACGAAAUGGACGAAACUGUGUUGAUCCCGAGCCGGUUGAUGGACAUCAAUAUGGACAACUGCGGGUCGAUGCUCAUGGACAACGACGACUCGACACGCACGUCGAUGUCGGUGAUUCCAACAUCAACCAGCGCCUUGCCCUCGUCGACGAAAGAGGUAUCCAACGACCAAGUCAGCUUGCACACGUAUUACUCGAUGUUGAAGGCGGUGAAGAGGGAAUUGGCUCGUGGACCGGUGAACGAGAGUGAGCUGAGUGAACUGGAGGACGAAACCCUCGAUGAGGAGAGUGCCAGGUUACAGGCCGAGACUGCCCGGGCCUUCAGGGAACACCUUCGUGGACUCUUCUCAAUUCUCUCACAUCUCACGGACGUUUCCAAGCAUCUGACGACGAUUUAUCAACAAGAAACUGGAGAUCACCAAUCCUGCUUGAAACCGAAAUCGUUCCACGUAUAGCCUGACUCUAGAUGAAGCAUGAACUUGCUUUAUUUCAAAGACUUCUCUCACAGAAACUUAUCGAACUGUGACAGUGAAUGAAUGAAUUAGGUCUAGAUCUAGGAGUAAAAUCGUUCUUAUCCUAUGUUGCAGUCACAAUCCAAAAAGAAAGUGCCGUGAAGAUGCAGAUUCUCUAUCUGUCGAGGAUGAUGGUAUGCAAACUAUGAAACAAUCAGUAGAUCUGUAUGAAAAAAUAAUAUUUUGAAAAUAUGUCUAUAAAAUAUUUGAUAUUUUGCUUUCAAAUGAUUAUCACUAUCACUAUCAGUUAACACUGGGUGAUGUAGCCUUUUUUGUGUAAUUCUUUCCCAAGAUUUGCAACAAUAUGUCGAUAUUAUUAUGUCUAGACUAGACUAUGGUGAAAACGUUGAACGUUUUCAAAUGCAAGAGAAUGUUUACUUAAUGUUAAUAUGCCCUGUUUAUCUUAUUGACGAAGUUUGAUUUAAUUAUCUACAAGAAGGAAAGGGCUACUCAAUCAUUUGUUAAUUGUUAUACCAACUGUCGGUCAGUUUCCCUCCCAUUUCUCUGGUUUCUCAUCCAACCAUCAUUUGAAGGGCUAAUAUAGAUCUAGACUAUCUGUGUUUGAUAUAUUUUGAUAUCAAUUCAUACAAUAUGUGAGUAACAAAAUCUAAGUUUAGUAUGGAAAUCUUAACAUUGACCAAAAACCAAAGUAAGCACAAAUUAAAUAUUUUUGUGCAAAAGUGCAAUUUUUCUAUUAUAGAUAUGAAAUGAAAUCAAAUGAAUUAUUUUAAGAAUCAUGAUGUUGCUCUCUUCAAAAAGUAGUAGAGUCUAGAAUCUAUUCAGUAUUGUUUGGUUUGGUGACAUGAAACUGAAGAAGUAUGUUACCCUUUACAGUUAUUAGUUAACUCCAAUCGUUGGGUUUAUUAUCGUUGCAAUGGUAAUCCAGUGAUCGAAAAACCUCAAAUUAUGAAAUAUACUGACGAUUGUUCAUCUACCACGCGUCUAGUGCAUGCCAGGCAUCUGUUUACGUGCAUAGACAUGACUUGUAUCAUGCUUGUGUUGACUCAUUUGCGAACAAUGCAUUCAUAAUGUCCAUCCAUCCAUAUGCACUUGACGUCCAGCUAUUGAUGCGCAUGCGCAGCUCUUUAACAUAUUUCCAGGGGGUUUUCCUAAGGUGACGUUGUUGACAAGAAGUGUUUUCUCGCUACUGAAUAUUCUACGAGAUGAGGAUUCGGGAUGUAAGCCGACUUGUCUUUUGUUUAUAAACACAUUGCAUCAAUUUCCCGCCCUUUUUGGGGUUGGAUUCAGUUUUGAGUCAUACGAUGAUCUGUUGGUGCAAUUUGGUGAUGCAACUAUUUUUCAUGAAUUUGAGCACAGUAAAAAUGUCUUCCAAAUUCAGUACUAUGUGUGAUACUGAUUGCAUUUUCGCCUCCACUUGUAUAUCAAAGAAAAGAAUUGACAUUUUAAUUGAUUUUGUUCUUGCCAGAAAUGCGGCGAAAAUCGUUCUGUUGUCUUGACAACGACAGUAAUGUUGAAUAUUAUGUUAGUAGGCCUACGGAGGUACACGCUCGGUCUUACCUCUCUAAAAAAUAAAUAUUUCCCUUUGGGCCUUAGGAGGGGGAGGGUGGGACGAUUUUAAGAACAAAUGAAGAAUUGAUCAUUAUGUGUAAUAAUUAGAUUCGAUUUAUAUUUUGGUACCACCAGUGUGAAGUUUUGUGGUGUAGUGGUUCAUUCACUCGACUCCCCAUCCAAGGGUUGAGGGUUCGAAUCUGAGCCCGGCACUAAAACGUCUUUGGGGAAGACACUACUCCACAUUUGGCACUCUCCACCAAAAAGUAAAUGGGUACAUGUACCUGAAAAUCGCUGCCUGCUGGGCUAGUCUCUCAGGAAGAUAGGUAAACACUAAACAAAGUUUAAUUGUUAUUAUUAAUGAUAUUAUUACUAAUGUUAUUAUCAUCAUCAUAAAUCUGUUCUAUUCGUUAUCUAUACAACUUUGAAAUACAGGGUCUCUAUUUAUAGACGGAAAGACAGAACUUUCCGUUUGUGAUAAUUCAUUGUAUAUUUCGAAAACCCAUUGAAUGCGAUCAUGUUUCUAUGUUGAAUCUUUCAAAGUAAGAAAAAAGGUUGCUAAUGAUUGUACAAAUUGAAUUUGCGUACAUGAUUCUUUGUGGAAUUUUCGUUCCAACUUCGUAUGAUACACUAUGAUUUAUGAAUGAAAAAAGCAUCUAAUUUUAGUUUGAGAAGAGAAAUGGACUUUCGUUGUAUAUAAGUUAUAAGAUAUUGCAACUCGUAUUACAAUUUACAUGUUCAAUGCGAGAAAAAAGAAAACGAUGAAAUUAAUAAAAAUGUGCUUUAUAUCUGAA